UUAGUGUUGCCCGAUUGAGCGAUGGCGUCAAAGUAAGAAGGAAAAUAAACACAUCGUGCAAAAACAGCCCCAAAUUUACCAGGAAUAUUCCAGGGUAAACGCUCCAGGACACAUGGCAAAACCCACUCCACAGUAUUACGAGGGUUGUGGUCGUGAGGGCCCAAUAAGAUGUAUCUUCCUCAGUGAAUUCCACCCAGUCCACGGCUCUAAGAUAAGUUGCCAGGUUCCUGAGGGCUAUGUACCCAAAGAACUCUUCGAUGCUGUCAAUGUGUACAUCAUCCCAAAGCCCACGGCCAUCCAGCGAUGUGUGCUGACGAUAAACUCCAAGGGAUAUAAAAUUGUGGGAUAUCCUGUGAGAAUUGAGAGUCCCAAGUACGAAAGGAAUGCCUACUACUUCAACUUGGCUUUCAUGUGCGAUGGCUGGGCCAGGACGAUUCAGUAUGAGCCGGUGGUGAAGAAGCUGGCCGAGUACUUAGCGAUGAUGGAGGAGGAGACGUGUUUUCUGUCACGCGAUUGCGGUGGAAGAAUUGAGAGACUCCUGGCACAGACAAUGCAAGAUCUCAAUGAGAAAAAAGUCACAACGAUCAUUGAGGGUGAAACAACAAUCUACUUGAAGAUUGUGAAUUUGCGCACAGAUCCACCAACUGUGAUGGACCAUAUGGUACCCACACUUGAGCCCCAGGUUCAGGAUAUGCCCCUGGAACUCUGGGAUCUCACGAGUCAGCAGGUGAUUCCUUUUAUCAAUGGGGUGAAUCAUGUGGCACGAAUUGCUGCCGAGGCUGAUGUGGAAAAUGCCCUGGUGAAAGCCUGCAUCCAGAAUCUAGUCUAUUACGGUGUUGUGAAGCUCCUGCCACUCAUUAAGUACAGCAAUGUGUAUAUGUGCACGCGAAAACUCCAGAAUCUGACCAAGAAUCAGAGCCUCUUUCACGCCUGUCGCACGGCCAUCAUGCUGAAGGCGGACCAGGAACGACCCACCCUGCAUAAAAUCCUCCAAUUGUACUCCUUCAUGACUCACGGAGUCACCCUCAGGACUCUGUGUCAGCGUCUCAGUCCACGCGACAGCAACAUCGACGAACGGCAGUUGGUGACCUUUGGGCUGACGCACAAACUCAUCCGGUGCAUCAAUAAGUAUCCAAUAUUCACGGGGAGGAACCCAGAGAUACCCAUUGGACGACAGAAGCUCUACAAUGGUCUCUACAGUCUCGAUGAGAUCUGCUCCAUCACCGGGCUCUCUCCAGCCCGGAUUGAGGCAGAAAUUGACAUGGAUGUUAAUGUUACGGUGAUAUGGAAAUAAGAAGGCUUCUUAAAGAGCCCGAUAAUCCCAAUAAACUCCCUAUUUAAAGCGUAA
Messenger RNA from Phlebotomus papatasi, 1348 nucleotides. RefSeq names its product GATOR complex protein NPRL2 (gene Nprl2). Bases 113 to 1294 code for a protein of 393 amino acids. NCBI's taxonomy places the organism in Eukaryota, Metazoa, Arthropoda, Insecta, Diptera, Psychodidae. Gene Ontology annotation, biological process: cellular response to amino acid starvation; negative regulation of TORC1 signaling; positive regulation of autophagy. The record is from RefSeq and is a predicted model, not a curated record. Gene Ontology annotation, molecular function: GTPase activator activity. Gene Ontology annotation, cellular component: vacuolar membrane; GATOR1 complex. The transcript has a single exon.